Molecule: messenger RNA, 1194 nt
Organism: Nipponia nippon (crested ibis)
Lineage: Eukaryota; Metazoa; Chordata; Aves; Pelecaniformes; Threskiornithidae
Source: RefSeq, a predicted model, not a curated record
AUGGAGUUCCUGGAGAUCGGGGGCAGUGAAUCUCUGCGUUCAUACUGGAAGAUGUACCUGCCCAAAGUGCUGUUGCUAAUCUAUGUCGUGGACUCGGCCGAUCAUGCCCGACUGCCUGUGGCGAAACAGCUGCUUCAUCAGCUGAUCCAGAACAACUCCACUCUGCCGGUGGUGGUUCUGGCCAACAAGCAGGACCUCGAAGGUGCAUAUUGCAUCACCGAUAUCCACGAUGCUCUGGCACUGUCUGACAUCGGGGACGAGAGGAAGAUGUUCUUGAUUGGUACCCACGUGGCAGAGGAUGGCUCCGAGAUCUCCUCCAGCAUGAAGGAUGCCAAGGAGCUGAUAGCGCAGCUGGUUUUGGAAACGCAGAUACAAGAACUUGCAGAACCCAAGAAACCGGCUUGUGCAAAUGAUCCCAGGCUCGUGUGGGGAAACCAAGAGAUGAUCUGGACCCUCUCACGGGGUGCUGUGACAGCUCGACCAUCCCCAAGAACAGUGGCACUGGCCAAGCCCAAGCAAGAUUUUGGCAAGCACCAGUGCAGGUCAGUGAUAGGGACUCGUCCCCCGCUAGUGGAUUUUGGCUUCCCUUCUGAUCGGCUGCUCAAGCUGUCUGAACCUAAAAAAUACCACGCUGCUUACCUGCAGCAAAGACCUCGCCAGUCCCCUGAGUGGCCCGUGUCGCCAGCUGCACUGACCUAUAAGGCCUCCCCACGGAUCCUGGAGCUUGCACGGCCAAAGGUGCUGCACCCAGAGUUCCUGCUGGCCAGAGAGGUGCCAACACAGGUUACAAAUGCCGCAACCUCGGCCAGAGCAUCCUCACGCUUACAGCGUCUCGCAGAGCCCCGGGUCAGGGAGGUGACCUGCUGCUAUGAGCACAGCUUUCCUGAAUCUGUCAUCCGUCCGGUUUCCAAGUUGGCUCAGAAGGCAACUGCAAGCCCUCGGACCCUGGAGCUGGCUCGAGCAAAAAGAUUGCACCCUGACUAUGUGCCCCUGCGGGAUGCUGAGUGGCCAGUGACAAAGGCUGCAAAGCAUGCAGUGGCCACACCAAGGCUUGUGGAACUGGCCCAGCCUUGCAAAAGGCCUCCUAUGGGCUCGGUUCAACUCAACCCAGACGCGUUCACAGUGAAGGAGACUGCUAAGAAGGCAACUUGUUCUGCUCGGAUCCUAGACCUGGCUCGUCCGAUUAAGCGCUGA